AUGGUUUGGGGGCCCAUGGGAAACUGUGCCAAGCGACCCCAACCCCGGAGGCCUCAGGACAGCUGGCCGUGGCCCGGCGCCCCCCCAGGGGGCCCCCUCCAGAGCCUGGGCCCCGGCCUCAGCCCCAAGGAGCAGGGCGGCCCCAGGCCGGGCGUCCAGGGCUACUCAGUGCUCAGCAGCCUGGUGGGGCCUGCCUGCAUCUUCCUGCGGCCCAGCAUCGCUGCCGCCCAACUUGACCGGGAGCUGCGGCCAGAGGAGAUUGAAGAGCUACAGGUCGCCUUCCAGGAGUUUGACCGAGACCAGGACGGCUACAUCGGCUACCGGGAGCUGGGCGCCUGCAUGCGGACGCUGGGCUACAUGCCCACCGAGAUGGAGCUCGUCGAGAUUUCCCAGCAAAUCAGUGGCGGGAAGGUGGACUUUGAAGACUUCGUGGAGCUGAUGGGGCCCAAGCUGCUGGCCGAGACCGCAGACAUGAUCGGCGUCCGGGAGCUGCGGGACGCCUUCCGAGAGUUUGACACCAAUGGGGAUGGCUGCAUCAGCUUCGGGGAGCUGCGGGCGGCCCUCAAGGUCCUGCUGGGGGAGCGCCUGAGCCAGCGGGAGGUGGACGAGAUCCUCCAAGACAUCGACCUCAACGGGGACGGCCUGAUCGACUUUGAAGAGUUCGUGAGAAUGAUGUCUCGCUGA
Molecule: messenger RNA, 684 nt
Organism: Pteronotus mesoamericanus
Lineage: Eukaryota; Metazoa; Chordata; Mammalia; Chiroptera; Mormoopidae
Gene: CABP2
Product: calcium binding protein 2
Exons: 7
Coding region: 1-684 (227 amino acids)
Biological process (GO): regulation of voltage-gated calcium channel activity; visual perception
Cellular component (GO): cytoplasm
Molecular function (GO): calcium channel regulator activity; calcium ion binding
Source: RefSeq, a predicted model, not a curated record